Messenger RNA from Didymodactylos carnosus, 1596 nucleotides. NCBI's taxonomy places the organism in Eukaryota, Metazoa, Rotifera, Eurotatoria, Philodinida, Philodinidae. The record is from the annotation of a GenBank genome assembly.
AUGGACGCACAUUUUGAACGCCGUCUUCUGUUAUCAAUGAACGGUAUGAGUUCUGUAAAUUCUUCACCAUUCAAAAGUCCAAUUCAAUCACCAGUAAAAGCAAGUGACCGUUAUAUUCCAUUACGUUCUUCACAUUCAGCAACAAAUCUGCAUUUUGACACAUCGAUAUCUCCACAGAAUGGUUGUGCGUCCUCAUCGGUAACAGUAUCACCAAAAAAAAGAAAAUAUGAACAAAAUCAGGCUGGUCAUGGCGUGGGAGUGACAGGAAGUGAACCAGAUUUAGCUAUAUAUCGUCAAUUAUUGAAAAAUACAUUAUUAAACACGAAUGUUGAUGUUUUAAAAACAUCUGAUAUUCAAAAUGAGUGUGUGAAGUCAAUACCAAUCACAACAAAUCAUCCUUCAACGACACCUGACGAAAAUGUUUCAUUAUCAUCCUUAGGUUCUUCUAUAUUUAAAUAUUCGAAACGCGUGGAAAAUCCAUCACCAACAUUGACAAUAAACAAAACACAUUUUAGUCAUUCACCACUCUCAUCGACUAAUUUACAUUUAUUAUAUUCACCGAAAAAAACCGUUCGACGUAUACCAAAAAUUCCCUAUAAAGUACUAGAUGCUCCCGAUUUACAAGAUGAUUUCUAUCUGAAUCUUAUUGAUUGGUCGCAAACAAAUGUUUUAAGCGUGGGAUUGGGUUCAUGUGUUUAUCUAUGUAAUGCUCAAACAAAUAAUGUGACAUUACUAUGUGAUUUAACACAGUCUCAAAUACAAAAUUCAAAUUAUAUGAGUUUACAUCAACAACAUCAAUCAGAUAGUGUAACAUCGGUGUCCUGGGCUGAUAGAGCUCAUUUAUUAGGUGUUGGUACUCACCGUGGUCACGUUCAUAUUUACGAUGUACAAACUCAAAAACGUGUUCAAACAAUCUCAAAACAUAGUAGUCGUGUUGGUACACUAGCAUGGAAUGAUUCGACAUUAUGUUCGGGUUCUCGUGAUCGUUCAAUAAUUGAACAUGAUAUUCGUACAUCGACUACAGUUCACAUGUUUCAUGGUCACACUCAGGAAGUUUGUGGAUUAAAAUGGUCAACAGAUAAAUGUAUUUUGGCAUCGGGUGGUAAUGAUAAUCGUCUAUUAUUGUGGAGUAAUACACAUCAGACAAAUUAUUUACAAUCAUUCAAUGAUCAUUUAGCGGCAGUUAAAGCCAUAGCAUGGUCACCUCAUCAACAUGGUCUCUUGGCUAGUGGUGGUGGUACGGCAGAUCGUCAUAUUCGUUUUCGUUCAUCGUUAACAUGUCAAACACUAAGUGUGUGUGAUACAGGCUCUCAAGUAUGUCAGUUAAUAUGGUCAAAAAAUUCACCAAAUGAAUUAGCUAGUACUCAUGGAUUCUCACAAAAUCAAAUUGUUGUAUGGAAAUAUCCGACUAUGCAACCAUUAGCUAAAUUAUUUGGACAUCAACAACGUGUGUUAUAUUUAUCAAUGAGUCCAGAUGGUGAAUCAAUCGUAACGGGAGCCGGAGAUGAGACACUUCGUUUUUGGAAUGUAUUUGCUAAAUCAAAGUGUGUUCGAAAUCCAGAUAGUAAAUUGAAUAGUUUAAAUCGUAUGAGAUAA